Molecule: messenger RNA, 3675 nt
Organism: Pantherophis guttatus
Lineage: Eukaryota; Metazoa; Chordata; Lepidosauria; Squamata; Colubridae
Gene: AIP
Product: AHR interacting HSP90 co-chaperone
Molecular function (GO): peptidyl-prolyl cis-trans isomerase activity; protein binding
Source: RefSeq, a predicted model, not a curated record
UCGAAGCCGAAUCGGGCGAGAAGCCAUCAUGGAGGACAAAAUUGCGCAGCUCCGGGCGGAUGGGAUCCAGAAGCGGUUGGUGCAGGAAGGCCGGGGACCGACGCCUGAUUAUCAAGACGGUACCAAGGUUACUUUCCACUACUGCACCAUGCUUUGCAGUUCAGAUCAGAAAGUACUAGAUGACAGUCGUACGCGGGACAAGCCUAUGGAGCUGAUCUUCGGCAAGAAAUUCAAGCUGCCUGUCUGGGAAACCAUCUUGCACAGCAUGCAGGAGGGAGAGGUGGCUGAAUUCUUGUGUGACACAAAGCAUGUGGUCUUAUAUCCGAUGGUGUCCAAGAGCCUGAGGAACAUUGCAGUUGGGAAAGAUCCUCUGGAGGGACAACGACAUUGCUGUGGCAUUGCCCAGAUGCACGAGCAUCAUUCACUGGGUUAUUCAGACCUUGAUGAGCUCCAGCAGAACCCCCAGCCCCUCAUCUUUGCCUUUGAAGUGCUCAAGGUGGAAAGGCCUGGCAUGUACCGACAGGAUCCAUGGGCUAUGUCAGAUGAGGAGAAGAUGAAGGCUGUGCCCCUGAUCCACCAGGAGGGCAAUGAGCUCUACAAGGAAGGCAAAGUGCAAGAAGCGGCUUCCAAGUACUAUGAUGCAAUUGCUUGCCUUAAGAACCUGCAAAUGAAGGAGCAGCCAGGAUCUCCCGACUGGAUCCAGCUGGACCAACAGAUCACUCCUUUAUUGUUGAAUUACUGUCAGUGUAAGCUGCUGAAUGAGGAAUACUAUGAAGUGCUGGAUCACUGCUCCUCUAUUCUCAACAAGUAUGAAGAUAACGUCAAAGCCUACUUCAAGAGAGCCAAGGCUCAUGCAGCCGUCUGGAACUCAGCUGAGGCUCAGGCUGAUUUUGCCAAGGUUUUGCAGCUGGAUCCAUCGCUGACCCCAGUGGUAACCCGGGAGCUGCGCAACUUGGAGACCCGCCUGCGUGCGAAAGAGGACGAGGAUAAGAUCCGUUUCAAAGGCAUCUUCUCCCAGUAGUCCUUGGACCGGUUGCUGAUGCUCUUGCUCAGGACAGCUCUGGCUUUAUAUCUGAGCCUGUCCGGGGAGAAGUUGUGUAAAUGUGAUGUGUGGCUCCUUGUCAGGCUUAUCCCCACCCUCCACACCAACCUUGGAGGGAGCCAGCUUUUCUUGCCAACAGAGUUUGUACUCUCCGUGCCAAUAGCACUGCCAGGAUUAGAUACGGCAAGAAAGCAUUUCAGAUUCUCCAAGCCAAAGCAGGGUGGAAAGCAUGCCCAGAAAUGUAUCUGUCACUUAGGUGGGAGCCUAUCUUUCACCUGUAAUUGAUUUUAUUCUCCUGUUUUGCCACACAUGGUGCCUUUUGGUCAUCUGAGCACAAGGAAGGAAAGUUACUUUCUUGGGCUGAUGUCUUAAGAAAGGGCUGGCAGAAGCUCUGGCUGAAGGGUUUGCUUUUGAACCGAGGCUUCUUUUCCAUCUCCAAAUCUCCUUUCGGCUGCUUGAGGAAAGGCUGGGCAUAGGAGCAUCUGAUCUCUAGAAACAGCAGCAGCUUCCACGUCUGUGGAUGUGGGCAAGAGAAAAGGGGAUGCCAGUAACGACAAGUCUGAGAGGCUCUUGAAUAUCAUCCCUGCUCCCUCUUGAGAAUCAUGCAAAACACACACACACAAUCUGUUAGGCGCGCUUUCCCCAAUCUUUGCUGCUCCUUGAAUAUAUAUAGGAUUAUACCCAGUAAUCCCCUACCUACAACUUUGCUGUCUAAAAGAAGCAUAGCGAGCAUCUCUGUUGCAGGUUAAGAAGGGAAAAGCAAAACAUAUCUUGAGAGAAAGGCAGGAACUCAUGUCUGCUGUAGUGACGUGGCUGUGCUGGCAAACUCCUCAGUCCAGCCCUGGGGAAGGAAUCCCGUGCUGAGUUGAAGAGAUGUGUAUUGUCGCUUCCCAGCCUUGGAUUGGUGUAGUUUGCCUGCCAAGGGACUUCUGAGUUCCUACCCAACACUACUUAGGUUUGAUAUAUAAGAGAGAGAGAGAGACCCAGUGGACGUGGCUCCCUAUUUAAAAUAGGAUGAAAUAUUUCCUUCCUUCUCUCUUGUAGAAGUUAUAGGAGCAAAGGUGAUGAUAGCUGGCCUAUCUCAUCUACGUAUUGGAGUAGUGUGCUGUACUCCACCCUCUCAAUAGUUUUCGACUGCUUUAGAAAUCACCACCAUAAAAUCCUCACUUCUUGAAUGCCAACUUUCCUCCCUUAGUAGCAGUUACUGGCAUUGGGGUCCCUGAACUUAGGUUCUGCGGCCACUCCUUGUUCAAAAUGUGCCUGUUCUGAGUUUUGUUCUUGAGCAGACCGAGAAGGGGAGAUGGGUGUGCAAUCCCGAGCUGUUUCCCCCACCCCCUCCUUUUUACAGAAACCAGCCUCAGCUUGGGCUGUGGAGUGGUGGUUGUCAGUGCCUCCCUCCAGAAGGAAAACUCUAGCUGAGUUUCCCCAGGGUGUGUUGUGUGUGCUGUGUGUUGGAGGAAUUGUAUGGGGAUGACCUUGCCUGAGUUGGACAAGAAAAUCCUGACUACUACAAACUGGAGCUUCACUAUUGACUGCCUUGCUUUUGAUGGUGCAGAGUAGUGGCUGAGAGCGAAGGCCCCACCUAGGAGCUAGGCUUCCCAGUCCACUCCCCAUUCCCAAGUCAUGAAGAAUAGUAGUCAUUUGCUGUUGCUGCUGGGAGUGGGACUGGAGUAUCUUUCAACCCCUCACAAAGUUUCUUGGCAGCUUUCCAAUCUAGGAUCAAGGACCUGGUUAGUGUGUUUGUAUCCAUGUGUCUGUGCGUGUGUCUUAGCUAUUGAUCGCAGCCAGGAGACAGGGUGAAAAAUGUUCCUUCAUAAGACCAGAACAAGGAACACGUCUGGUGAAUGCAGCUUUCCAUAUUUGGGAACUCGAGCUGAGUUUUGGGCUGCCUUUGGGAAGCAUAGCCUGAGGACCUAAAUAAAGCUGAGCUAUAUAGAGCAGGAGAAUAUUUCUUUUUUUCUUUCUUUCCUGUGGUGGAUGAGACUGAGAAUUGUUUCCUACUGGAGGCAGGACAGGGAUGUUUCCUUCCAUCCUGCCUCCUCAAAAAUUCUAUUGCCAAAGUUGCCUGAGAACCUCUCCAGAUUUAGCUAUACACCUGUAGCUGAUAGUUCACCAAUUUUACUGCUUAGAUUGUUCAUCACCUUCUUUUAAGGGCCAUGAAUUAGAUCUAGUCUCUGUAUUUCUCUCACUAAAUUGCAGCGGGUUUCAUGAUUUACUUUUUAUUUCAAGAGGCCUCCCCCGAGUUCAAAUAAACUAAUCUCAAUCCAAUCCAUGACUCCUUGGAAGAAAAUACACCUGGUUUCCCUGUGUAUUUCCCAAAUGUUGGUAAAGCUGUGCAUUUGUAUAGCUAGAGCUGCUCUCCAGAUGUUAGUUCUUGGCUGCUAUUUGCUGUGCCUUCUUUUGUGAGCUCUUGUAGAAUAAAAAUAUGCUUUUGAUAGCUUGUAGACCAGAGUUGCCUGGUGAUGACAACGAUGAUGAAAUUUAUGGGUGCAUCUUCAGCACCCAUAAAGGAUGGCCAGUGAUGGAAAUGAGAACCCAUUACUAAAGGGUUUUGUGAUGCAAAGCCUCCAUGUGCUGACAGAAGGCAACAUGUAACACAGUUCAAAUAAAAAAAAAAGUAUUUUCCUCUCGGA